This is a messenger RNA of Grosmannia clavigera kw1407, 2145 nucleotides long. RefSeq lists its product as uncharacterized. The transcript is spliced from 2 exons. Gene Ontology annotation, cellular component: perinuclear region of cytoplasm. Gene Ontology annotation, biological process: intracellular calcium ion homeostasis. The record is from RefSeq and is a predicted model, not a curated record. The coding region runs from base 1 to 2145 and encodes 714 amino acids. NCBI's taxonomy places the organism in Eukaryota, Fungi, Ascomycota, Sordariomycetes, Ophiostomatales, Ophiostomataceae.
AUGAUGGCAGCCUCAGCUGGGGCUGCGGCGAAGCUCGCCAUCGCCAAGGCCAGCCUGUCGGCCGCCCUCUUCCGUGCCGACCCCGAUCCGUGCUCACGCGAGGACAUUGACACGCUCCACUAUCUGCUGGGCUCGGCCACGACGCGUUGCUCGCCAGGCAAUGUUCAGACCUGCAAACAAUGGAUUCUACAACAUGUAGCCCGAUCGUCAAACCGAACACUGGCCCUUGGAAAGUAUCUGGCCACCCUGGCCGACUCCUUCAGCACUGCGCCGACAGCUGCAGCUGCAGCCAUACCGGCCCCCGGCUCGGACAAGCAGACGUCAGAUCGCCGGAGGCGGCUGCACCUGCUCUACAUCGUCAGCGAUACGCUGUACCACACCACAAUUCGCGAUCACAAUGAUGUGUUUGCCCGUGGCUUGGGGUCAUCUCUCGUUCUUCUCGUCCGAAGCGCAGCCUCGUUCGCUCAAGCACCCAAGCAGCUGCACAAGAUCCGAGCCCUGCUUGGUCUUUGGUCCGAAAAAAGAUACUUUCCACCGGAGACACUGACAAAGCUGCGAGAAGCGGCCGACGAAGGCCCUGUGUUGUCAGAGCAAGGGCAGAGCCUGGCGCAAACGAACGCGAAUAGGCCGUCUCAGCUGUCGGCCCUGCCAAAGGAACAGCCCUAUGUGCUGCCAGCCGCGCACGGCGACCUGUCUACGCCGUGGUAUGACCUGCCAGCGGCCACCUGGCUGGCCGUCCUCGAGCCCAACUCGACCCGGCCGAUGAAUCCGUCAGCCAUAAAGCCGGUGCCGAUGCAACGUGGGCCGGCUGUACCGGCGCUGGUCGACAGCGUUCAGAAGCUGCUGGCCGACGUGCAGCGCAUCUUUGGCACGGACCGAGGCGAAGACAGCCUGGGCGAGAUGGCCACCGACGCUGGGCUCGACAUCGACCCCAUGGGUGAGCACAUCGAGCUGGACGUCUUCAGCGGUGAGGUGCUCGACGGCGACACAUACUACGGCUGGUCACGGGCUUUUUGCCAGAAGAUGAGGGCGCGACGGCAAGGACGACAGCAGCCGCAGGAGCAGCCGCAGCAACAGCAACAGCAACAGCAACGGUCGCAACUAGAGCCUCCGUCGCCGUCGGAGAUGGACGACCAUCGGGGACGUCUCCGCCGGAGUCGCAGCUACAGCCAUAGCAGCCACGAUAGCAGGGACUCGUCAGUGCCGGCCUACAAACGACGUCGCGUGACGUCGCAGAACAAGGAUGGAGGGAGCCACAGUUCAUCUCGGCUGCGUGUCCCCAGUCGUGGCCAUGGACGUUCAGCCUCGCCGUCCCGUCAUCGUGAUGACCAUCGCCGUUUUGCCAGAAACCGGUCUCGGUCCUUGUCCCGGUCUCGGUCCCGGUCUCGGACAUCUCGGUCCCCAUAUUCGCCAUCUGCAAAUGACCACGAUAAUGUGGACGAAGACGAUGAGAACAGAAACACUCAUCGUCAAAAGCAGUAUUCUAGGAGCCACAGCCACCACCGACACAACCACAAUCGACAUCGCGGGCUGGACAGGUCUCGUUCCAGGUCUCGGUUCAGAUCUAGAUCCAGGUCUCGAUCACAGUCUCGAUCACGGUCUCGGUCACCCCGAUACGCAAGCAGAGAUCGAUACUCGCCCUCGCCGCCGCCGCGAUCAGAAGUCUACGGCAGCCACCGGUUUCCUGGAGCAGUUCCGUCGGCAUCGUCACCGCCACCGCCUCCGCGGUUUGACAGCAGCGGCCGCGUGCCAUUUCCCCCAAUCCCGCUCCCGCCAGCUUCGUUUGCAGCUGGAGCGACUUUUGCUGCCAUGCCACCACUGCCGCCGCCUCCGCCCAACUACAAUGGCCCGUGGCCGCCGCCGAUCCCCUUCCCCCCUCCUCCACCACAUAUGCUGGCAGUUGGACAGUCAUGGGUACCCCAGCCACCUCCAAUGGCCGGAGGCAGCAGCAGCAUCAACAGUGGUCCGGCUGCGGCCUGGGGCCCUUGGCCUCCACAUUUACCGCCUCCACCACAUCUGCAGCAGCACCAGCAGCAACAGCAGCAACAGCAGCAACAGCAGCAACAGCAGCAACAGCAGACUCAACCAUGGCUGCCUCCGAACCCCUACGCAUCGCAGCAGGGAGGAUGGGGUGCACAGCGAUGA